Messenger RNA from Oryctolagus cuniculus (rabbit), 783 nucleotides. Lineage: Eukaryota; Metazoa; Chordata; Mammalia; Lagomorpha; Leporidae. The record is from RefSeq and is a predicted model, not a curated record.
AUGGGCUUCUCAGAAGAUCCAGCCCUGCAGCCUCUCAUCUUUGGGCUGUUCUUUUUGAUUUACCUGGUCACAGUGCUUGGGAACCUGCUCAUUGCCCUGGCCAUCAGCUCAGAUUCCCACCUCCACACCCCCAUGUAUUUCUUCCUCUGUAACCUGUCCUUGGCUGAUGUGGGUUUCACCUCUACCACGGUUUCCAAGAUGAUUGUGGACAUCCACACUCACGGCACAGCCAUCUCCUAUGUGGGCUGCCUGACACAGAUGUCUCUCUUUAUUAUCUUUGGGUGCAUGGGUGAUUUGCUUCUGACCGUGAUGGCCCAUGACCGGUUUGUCACCAUUUGUCAUCCACUGCAUUACCAGGUCAUCAUGAACCCCUGCCGCUGUGGCUUCUUACUUUCCAGGUCCUUUGUGGCCAGUGUUUUGGAAUACCUGCUGCAGAAUUUGAUGGUAUUAAGAGCUACCUGCUUGAAAGUUGCUGACAUUUCUAAUUUCUUCUGUGAACCUUCCCAGCUUCUCACCCUUACCUGCUCUGACACUUUCACUCAUGACACAGCCAUAGAUUUUGUUGGCAUCAUCAUAUAUGGUUUUCUCCCUAUCUCAGGGAUUCUCCACUCUUACUACAAAAUCAUUUCCUCCAUUCUGAGAGUCCAUCAGCUGGUGGGAAGUACAAAGCCUUCUCCACCUGUGGCUCUCACGUUGUAUGUUCAUUUUAUGGAACACCCCUCGGGGUGUAUCUCAGUUCAGCAGCCUCACUUUCUUCCAGGAAGUGUGCAGUGGCCUCAGUGA